CAGUAGAUCGUCAUGAUGUCCCUCAAAAUUGUGGUUGUUAUUCUGUGUUUUGUAGCAUUGCAGUUAGGCUCUGCAACAGUAUUCAAAGAUUGUGGAACGAAUGCAGGUACCCUUGCAAGUGUAGAUGUUUCAGAUUGUCCUCAGAAUACAGUUCCAUGUCCGUUUAAGAAGGGAACAAAUGUUACAUUGGUUGUUAAACUGACACCAUCCGAAGCCUCAAAAGGAGCAACAUUAAAUCUUUACGGCAUAAUUGCUGGAAUAAAGACACCUUUUCAAACAAAAGUAGAUGCUUGUAAAAACGACAUUACUUGUCCUAUUAGUCAGGGACAAGCAACAACGUUCACAGCUAUAGUUUAUGUUCAACCAGCAUAUCCAAAGCUCCGCCUAGUGGUAGAUGUAGAAUUGACAUCAGAUGAUGGCAAAUUUCUUGUUUGUGUCCAAGUUCCUGCUGAAAUAACAGACUAGUUUAAUAUUUGAAUGCAUUGCCUGAUAACAUAUUAUGUUCUUACAUACAAUAUCACAUACUUAUUGUUCUAAACGAAAUAAAACUUUAAAAUUC
Mytilus californianus (California mussel) is the source of this 559-nucleotide messenger RNA. RefSeq names its product NPC intracellular cholesterol transporter 2-like. Lineage: Eukaryota; Metazoa; Mollusca; Bivalvia; Mytilida; Mytilidae. Bases 13 to 465 code for a protein of 150 amino acids. The transcript is spliced from 4 exons. Gene Ontology annotation, biological process: sterol transport. The record is from RefSeq and is a predicted model, not a curated record. Gene Ontology annotation, molecular function: sterol binding.